AUGAUCAAGUGCGUGUGUGUCGUCGGCGCCGAGAACAAUCCUCUCUUCUUCUCGGCCGUCGGCUCCGCCGCCGACGAGGACCCCGUCAGCCUGCAGCAGAUUUGCCACUGCAGCCUCGACCACUUCGACCAGCGCGCCUCGGCGCUCGGGGCGCAGCAGCCGCCCACGGACCCCCUCCUCGGAGUCCUCCUCUACACACACGGCUCUGAGGCACACGGAUACCUGACGCCCACGCAGCUCAAGAUCGUGGCUGUGCUCGACUCGGCCGCCGCCUGGAACCUCCCCGCGGACGCCCUGCGGCCCUUGUUCGAGGCUGUGCACGCCGCGGUGGUGGACGCGCAGUCGGACCCGUUCACGUCCCCGGGGGAGCCGAUCCGGUCCCGCGCGUUCGAGGCAGCGCUCGAGCGCGCCGUCGCGAGCGUGGGCGCGCCGGACGCGUCCGCGAGGUGA
Messenger RNA from Pedinophyceae sp. YPF-701, 450 nucleotides. The record is from the annotation of a GenBank genome assembly. Lineage: Eukaryota; Viridiplantae; Chlorophyta; Pedinophyceae.